UGAGACUCAGCGCGCCUGCGCAAAGGAAAGAGGAAGAGCGCGCACGAAGCCCGCGGUUCUUACGUGUAGCUUUGCAGCCGUGUUUCGUAAGUGAGUUGGAGUGAUUGUGAAUUCUCAUGGAUUUCGGGAAGGAGAGAGUGGUCGCGCUGGUCGACAUGGAUUGCUUCUAUGUGCAAGUGGAGCAAAGACUCAAUCCCGAGCUCAAAAACAAACCCUGCGUGGUAGCACAGUACAAGACAUGGAAAGGCGGAGGCAUUAUAGCAGUGAGUUAUGAGGCCAGAGCUCAUGGUGUGACCAGGAACAUGUGGGCAGAUGAUGCCAAGAAGCUCUGUCCUGAUCUACAGGUCGCACGCGUCAGAGAGUCUCAUGGGAAGGCUGAUCUCACCCAUUACAGGGAGGCCAGCGUGGAGGUGAUCGAGGUGAUGUCACGCUUCGCUGUCAUAGAGCGAGCCAGUAUCGAUGAGGCGUACAUGGACCUCACCGCCAGCGUGCAGGACAGACUGAAGCACAUGAGCGUCCAGGACAUUACGCCGCACCAGCUGAGAAGCACCUACAUUCAAGGUCUUCCACAAACCAGUGAUCAGAGUGAGAAUGCGCUGCUAGAUAAAGAGGAGCGUCGGCUCAGAGGCCUGCAGCAGUGGCUGGAGUGUCUGUCCUCCAGCGAUCGGUCCUCGUGUGCAGAGCUGCAUCUGACGGUCGGCGCUCUGAUAGUGGAGGAGAUGAGGGCCGCCGUGGAGGAGCACACUGGUUUCCGCUGUUCUGCCGGCGUCUCGCACAACAAGGUGUUAGCCAAACUAGCAUGUGGUUUAAACAAGCCCAAUCGCCAAACAGUGUUGCCAUUGGGAUUUGUUCCAGAACUCUUCAGCACCCUUCCUAUUGGUAAAAUUCGUAAUCUGGGAGGGAAGCUGGGGUCGUCCAUCACGGAGACUCUGGGAGUGGAAAACAUGGGGGAUCUCACUCAGUUCAGCAAGGUCCAACUGGAGCAGCACUUCGGAGAGAAGACUGGGCCGUGGCUGUACGACUUAUGCCGAGGGAUCGAGUUUGAGCCCGUGAAGCCUCGACAGCUCCCCAAAUCCAUCGGCUGCAGCAAGAACUUUCCAGGAAAAACCUCUUUGGCUACAAAACAGCAGGUGCAGCACUGGCUUCAUCAGUUGGCCCUCGAGUUACAGGAAAGACUGAACAAAGACAGAGAUAUGAACGGGCGGGUGGCCAAACAGCUGACGGUGGGCGUCCGGCAAGCUGGAGGUCAGAGUUUUUCCCGCUGCUGUGCUCUUGUUCGAUAUGACGCUGUGAAGAUCACAUCAGACAGCCUGGCCAUCAUCAAGAGCCUCAACACUGCAGGAAACCACCAGGAGGCGUGGUCUCCUGCUUUGACUUGCCUUCAUCUGUCAGCCAGUAAGUUCAGUGAUGUUCCCUCGUCCUCAUCAGGAGGAAUAGCGGGUUUUCUGAGCAGUGACGCACCUUCAGCGCAGUCGCUUCUGGCCUCGACGCAAACCCCCAAAAUGCAGCCGAGCCCCAAGAGUCCCGGCGCCAUCCGCUCUCUGUUUGAGAAAGCUGCUGAAAAAAAAAAACAGCAAGUGGAGGAAUCUAGUAAAGAUGAACAUGUGUCAUCUAGUCUUCCUCAGAAAGCCACUGGCAUCUCUUCCUUCUUUCAAAGAAAGACUCUGGAGAAGAAGCUUCAGCUGGCAGACUCGCUCUCUGAUGACGGCAGGUCAACGCUGACUGAAGACCAGAGCGAUUCGGCUCCGUGUGAGACGGCCAGCGAAGCCGUUGUCUCUCUAAUUGCUCCGUCAGACGUCAACACGUCCAGUGAGGAUCUUCACGCGUGUGAGCGCUGCGGACUGAAGGUGCUGGUCUGGGAAAUGCCUGAGCAUAUGGACUAUCAUUUCGCUCUGGACUUGCAGAAAUCAUUCUCGUCCUCCUCGGCCUCCGGCAACGGGCCAGUAACGGCCGGAGCGCCGCAGCCGUCCCGCGGAAAGAGCAGGACGAAGAUUCAGAGUGGCCCGCAGGCCAAGAGAGCGCGAGUGCAGGGAAACAGCGGCACACUGGACUCCUUCUUCAAAAAGACUUGACGGCAGUCCCAUCAAGCACUGCACUUUGACCAGCUUCUUAUAUGAUCAGGUUUUGAUGAGAAAUAUGUGUGGCUUUUACAAUUUACUGUUUAAUUUAAAUAAUAAAUCAGAUGUUUUACAGAAAAUGUUCAAAAGCCAUUCUCUCUUAAAUAGACGCCUUGAUCUACUAAACACAGGCUGUUUAGUCAUUAUGACACAAGGUCACACAAAAAUAUUUAUUAAAGGGGUCAUAAGAUGAAGUCAUUAAAGUGUUUUUUUUUUAAAUACAUGGUGAUAUUUGCAGGCAUAUCAGUAUGUAUCACUUUCAUACUGACAGACAGUCUGAAUGAUGGAGAAAAUUGUGCAAAUGUUUUUUUCUGUGAAAUUUAUUUGAAUCAACAUUUUGAAAGAAUUGAAAAGCCAUGGCAUGACCCACAUGAGAAAUAUACAUGAAAUGUUAAAUGUCAAACAUACAGAUUAUGAAAUAUGUGCACAUGCAGUUUCUAAGGCGUUUUGGGUGGUUGCAAAUAGGCUACUUUUCUGCCGUCAGAAUGAGUGUCCAAAUAUCUGAUUUAAAAAAAAAAAAAAAGUUUUUUUUUUAAAUACCAUAACACUUCCUCCAGUGAAAAAAUCAUCUGGUCUGAAUCAGCGGAGAAAUCUGCAUGGAUCAAUCACCGUUUACAAACCAAAACAGCUCUAAACAAAUAUGUGGGUGGAUUUUGAUGUGAGAGACUUUUUUUAGGAGGUAUUACUAUGGAUUAUAGACUUGUUUUUAAGCCAAAAGUGGUGGUUUAAAGUAAGAAAUGUCUUGUUGAUGGAUUUCUUUCUUUUGUCUUUUCAAGACGUUAAUUGAAGGACUGGACUUGUGGUUUAUUGUGACGUUUUUAUCAGCUGUUUGGACUCAUUCGUCGUUCUGACGGCACCCAUUCACUGCAGAGGAUCCAUUGUUGAGACAGUAAUGCAAUGAUAAAAUUUCUCCCAAUCUGUUGAGAUUGAAAAAAAAAAAAAAAACUCAUCUUCAUCUUCUUGGAUGGUGUAAGUGUGAUGACACUUGCAGCAAAUGUUUUUUUGGGUGAGCUAAACAGCACUUGCAACAUCCUGAGUAGUUUUGGCAUUAUUUACUUCCCACCACUAGAGGGCAGCAAAUCAUGACUGUAACACUGCAACCUUUACAGCAUGAAACUGAAAUGUCAUUAAGUUUUUAAUACGCAUAUGCCACAAUUAUACUUUUAAAUACUUUUUACCACAAUAACAGCUCUGAGUUUUCUUCUAUAAUGCCUGAUGAGUUUGGAGAUCAGAGACCAUUCCUUCAUCCAGAAUUUCUCUGCUCAGUGACACAUUUUUGUGUUGCUUUUGAUGUUUGUUUUGAAUCAUCCGGAGGCAGUCAGGUUUAGAUUUUUAUAUGUUGGUAUUUGCUAUAAUCCAUGAUGAAUGAUCUGAACGAGAUGUCCAGGACCUCUGCCAGAGAAAAAGGAAGAUUAAAGGUCCAGCAGUAUGUUUCAUUGUUCACAUGCUCAUUUUUCAGUUUCAUCUGAGACCAAAUUGAGUCCCGUUGGAAGUUCCAGUAGUGUCUGGGAAAUUAAUAAACUGUAGUUUGCCUUUGUGUGAGA
Molecule: messenger RNA, 3661 nt
Organism: Labeo rohita (rohu)
Lineage: Eukaryota; Metazoa; Chordata; Actinopteri; Cypriniformes; Cyprinidae
Gene: polh
Product: polymerase (DNA directed), eta
Exons: 10
Coding region: 117-2072 (651 amino acids)
Biological process (GO): response to radiation; error-prone translesion synthesis
Cellular component (GO): nucleus; replication fork; site of double-strand break
Molecular function (GO): damaged DNA binding; DNA-directed DNA polymerase activity
Source: RefSeq, a predicted model, not a curated record